This is a messenger RNA of Aureobasidium namibiae CBS 147.97, 1140 nucleotides long. RefSeq lists its product as uncharacterized. The transcript is spliced from 2 exons. The record is from RefSeq and is a predicted model, not a curated record. Bases 1 to 1140 code for a protein of 379 amino acids. Lineage: Eukaryota; Fungi; Ascomycota; Dothideomycetes; Dothideales; Saccotheciaceae.
AUGCCUGUUAUCUCAGAGUCCCAUGUAUCCUCGAAGAUCCCAAGCGCUCAUGUCCCAAGGCAAGAGCAGUUCGAUCUGGCUAUGUCCAAGAGCAUCCUCCAAAGAGCACCCAGAUUCACCUGCGCACAUCUGACAUACCUUAAAUGCCGCGGUAAAAGUAUAUUUGUUGACGAGAAAGCCAUCAGCCUCUUCAUGAACGUCUUACGUCUCCAUUGGAAAGUGUCGGGGAAGGUUCUACAUAGCCCUCUCGACCAAAGCACCGACCUCUACGAACUCCUGAUGUUGGAAAUGGACGGUGUGUUCAUCAUCCAGAAUCUCCUGAUCGAUGAUGCCAUUUACGAGGUUCUUGACCGCAGGACCCCUGACGGCAUGAUGAUUCUCGCCACUAUCGUGCACGACAUCUACAACACACAAUGGCAGAGCUGGUCUGCAGAACAAAAUGUGAAGCACAAACAGCAGGGCCAGUACUCUCUCAUCAUUACUCACGCUCAGGCUAUCUCAAACCAGCUCAGCAACAACGUGUUUACUUUCAAGGGUCAGGCUGCCCCUGAGCCGAAGAAGUGGGCAGAGGUGACAGUGGCGCGCCAUCUGAUGGCGAUAGUCACCCCUGGACAUCUCCGUCCUGCCACCACGACGAACGAGAGUCACUCCUCGUUGAAGCACGGUUCAAUAUCAGACUUGAUGAAUGUCAAGCCCACGAUCAAGCAGCCCGGAGAGAACGAAGCACUUGAGCAGGGGCCCUCGAGUAAACGCAAACAGAUGCCUCUUCACUCUGCACUCCGGCCCUCGAAACGAAGGAAACUAGGGGUUGCUUCCAGUUGGAGUGCCUCGCCAUACAAGAAAGUUCCACCCUACGAAGAACUUCGCAAAAUCAAGCUGGAUGUGGUACAGCCAAAUGUUACUCAGCAGAAGGUCGGUGUCAUCUCCUGCAUUGACUUCGCGGGUGCCCGCUCCAGCUCCAACUCCAACAGCUCUGAGGAACAGAAAACUCCAGUCGUCAAAGGACCUUCGUAUGCUGAGUAUCUCCACAAGAAGGAAAGAGAAGCUGUGUCGCCAUUGAAAGCCAUCCAAGGACGUCCGUUUGACCAUGUCCGUACUCAAAGUUAUGUUGGAUCUGAGGAGGGCGAGAUCCUGGAGUGA